Drosophila takahashii is the source of this 1817-nucleotide messenger RNA. RefSeq names its product Malic enzyme like-1 (gene Menl-1). Lineage: Eukaryota; Metazoa; Arthropoda; Insecta; Diptera; Drosophilidae. Gene Ontology annotation, cellular component: mitochondrion. The record is from RefSeq and is a predicted model, not a curated record. Gene Ontology annotation, biological process: malate metabolic process; pyruvate metabolic process. Gene Ontology annotation, molecular function: NAD binding; malate dehydrogenase (decarboxylating) (NADP+) activity.
AUGAGUUUCUUCAGAAUAUUGACCACUGGUUUUACCCGACGAACUUCGAUUUCCAGGACACAGCAAUCGAAUGUCGAGAGCCAUCGCAACUCCUGCAAUCAUGAUACAAUCCGUGUUCCCAUUGAGGUGGUUCUCUCCGACAAGUGUAACAAGUCCCUGGCUUUCACUUUAGAGGAACGCCAGCGACUGUGCAUCCAUGGUCUCAUGCCGGCCUGCGUUCGUUCCUACGAAGAACAAAUGUUGGCCAUCGAGUCGAACUUCCAUUCGUUCGAAACGAAUGUGGCGAGAUAUCGCUACUUGAGGGCCCUGCGUCAGGGCUACGAGAGGCUGUACUUCCAGUUCGUGUCCAAGAACGUUCAGAUCGUGCUGCCCAUUAUAUACACGCCCACUGUAGGCGUGGCCUGCACCAUUUACGGGAUGCUGUACCGCGGGAUAACCGGCAUACAUAUCACCAAGCACGAUCGCGGGCAUAUAAAGCAGGUCCUGGGAAAUUGGCCCGAGCAGAGCCAGGUGAAAGCCAUCUGUGUGACGGAUGGCGAACGCAUCCUGGGAUUGGGCGACCUGGGGGCCAAUGGCAUGGGCAUUUCGGUGGGGAAAAUGGAACUCUACACUGCGCUCGCAGGAAUUCCACCCAGUUUGCUGUUGCCCAUUUGCCUGGAUGUGGGCACAAACAACAAGAUGCUCCACGAGGAUCCUUUGUACAUUGGUCUACGCGAUAAGCGAAUGAAGGGCGAUGAGUAUGUGUCCUUUGUGGACGAGUUCAUGGAGUCGGUGGUGGAGACCUUCGGCCGGGAGACGCUCAUCCACUUCGAGGACUUUGCCACGCCCAAUGCCUUCAUGUUUCUGAAUCGGUAUCGCGAUUGCUAUUGCCACUUCAACGACGACAUCCAGGGAACGGCCUCUGUGGGCCUCGGCGGAUUGCUGGGCAUCCAGCGGAUAACCAAGAAGCCGCUGGAGGAGCACAUCAUCCUGUUCGCCGGCGCAGGAAGCGCUGUCAUGGGAAUCGCCUAUCUGCUGAAGACGGAACUGAUGGCCCGGGGAUUCACCGAGGAGGAGGCCGCCAGGAACAUUUAUAUAUACGAUCAAGGCGGUGCGCUGACCACAGGGAGAAGAGAUAUACCGGAGAACCUCGUUGUAUUCGCCAAGGAUAUGAAGAAAAUUAAGAAGCUGGAGAAGCUGGUGGAGAAGGUCAAGCCCUCGAUUAUAAUGGGUGCCACCUCGGCCCCAGGACUCUUCUCGGAGAAGAUAAUACGAACCAUGGCCGAGAGUCACGAGCGUCCCGGCAUCUUUGCCUUCUCCAAUCCGACCAAUAAAUCCGAGUGCACUGCCGAACAAGCCUACCAAUUCUCGGAUGGAAAGGCCAUAUUCUCGGCUGGUUCUCCCUUUCCGCCCGUGGAGUUCAACGGCAAGCGGCUCACUCCCGGCCAGGCCAACAACUGCUUCGCCUUUCCCGGCCUGGUUUUGGGCACAAUGACAGUUUUGGCCGACAGAAUGCCAGACGAAAUCUUCCUUUUGGCCGCCCACGAGCUGUCGAAAUUCCCCACGGACGAGGAUUUGGCAGGAGGUCGUGUCUAUCCGCUGGUAAAGCAGGCCAAUGAAGUGGCCUUGAAAAUAGGAGUUAAGGUGGCCCAGUAUCUGAUAGAGAACGGUUUCGCCAAACGACCUCUAGAGUCUGCUGAAGUACAGGAGUACAUCUCAAAGAAUUCCUAUCAGCUGGAAUAUGGAAGUGCUCUGGCCGAGACUUGGAAAUACCCAGAGAUGAAACCGCAUCCCAGUACGGCGCCCUUUGAAAAGAAGCUUAAGGGGAAAAAGUAGGC